Messenger RNA from Cannabis sativa, 1931 nucleotides. RefSeq names its product CMP-sialic acid transporter 2. The record is from RefSeq and is a predicted model, not a curated record. Gene Ontology annotation, molecular function: pyrimidine nucleotide-sugar transmembrane transporter activity. Gene Ontology annotation, biological process: pyrimidine nucleotide-sugar transmembrane transport. Gene Ontology annotation, cellular component: Golgi membrane. NCBI's taxonomy places the organism in Eukaryota, Viridiplantae, Streptophyta, Magnoliopsida, Rosales, Cannabaceae. The transcript has 16 exons. The coding region runs from base 296 to 1510 and encodes 404 amino acids.
UCAGACAUUUCAAAAAAAUUUCCUUCUCCGUCGUUUUAUUCAGCCUGCCAAUUUUGGUGCUCACAGUCCGAUCCCACCAAACUUGAUUUCCAUCUCAUCCCCGCUUUGCUUUUCUCUCUCUAAAUUGUUUCUUCCUGCUUUAUUUCUCUAUUAUAUGUAUCUAUAUAUACGUAUAAAUAUAUCUAUAUAACGAGGAUUGACUGAUUGUCUAUUGUGUUGACAGCAAGAUCUGGGUGAUCUUGCCUGGAUUUCUGGAAAUUCUCAACUGGACUGUGGUCAGCCGGUAAACAUUUGUAUGAACGGAAUGGUAGAAUGCAGUGUUUGCCGUACAAAACUGGUGUCUCCAAGUUCAAAAACUAUAGCCAGGGCAUAUGACCGGCAUAGAACUGAUGUAUCUUCAAAGACUCGAAUCCUUAACAUCCUUUUGGUUGUUGGAGACUGCAUGUUGGUUGGUCUACAGCCUAUAUUGGUGUAUAUGUCUAAAGUGGAUGGGAAAUUCAAUUUCAGUCCAAUCAGUGUUAACUUUUUAACAGAGUUAACUAAAGUUGUUUUUGCUAUUGUGAUGCUUAUUCUUCAGUCUCGACAUAAGAAAGUCGGGGAGAAAUCUCUUCUCUCUUUGUCAACACUUGUACAGGCAGCUCGAAACAAUGUGCUCCUUGCAGUUCCUGCUUUCCUUUAUGCUAUUAAUAAUUAUUUAAAGUUCACUAUGCAGCUUUACUUUAACCCAGCAACUGUGAAGAUGCUUAGCAACCUCAAGGUUUUGGUCAUCGCUGUUUUAUUGAAAAUGAUAAUGAAGCGGCGGUUUUCUAUUAUUCAGUGGGAGGCACUUGCCCUUUUGCUCAUUGGAAUUAGUGUGAACCAGCUGAAAUCUUUACCUGAGGGCCCUACCGCUUUUGGUCUUCCAAUAUCAACGGGCGCUUACUUAUAUACAUUGAUUUUUGUCACUGUUCCAUCACUGGCAUCUGUUUAUAACGAGUAUGCUUUGAAGAGCCAAUUUGACACAAGUAUUUACCUUCAGAACUUGUUCUUGUAUGGUUAUGGUGCCAUAUUCAACUUGCUAGCAAUUCUUGGAAUGGCUUUAUACAAUGGUCCUGGUAGCUUGGACCUGCUGCAAGGGCAUUCAAGGGCAACUGUUCUUUUAAUUUGCAAUAAUGCAGCCCAAGGAAUAUUGUCAUCAUUCUUUUUCAAAUAUGCAGAUACUAUUUUGAAGAAAUAUUCAUCAACUGUUGCCACAAUCUUCACGGGUAUAGGGUCUGCUUUGAUGUUUGGUCAUAAGCUUACUAUGAACUUCAUCCUAGGAAUAUCUAUUGUUUUCAUAUCCAUGCAUCAGUUCUUUUCACCUCUUUCCAAGGCUAAAGAAGAGCCACAAAAUGGCAGCUUGGAAAUGAUAGACAGUCAGAACAACCAGAGGACAAAGGAAGCACGGUUUCUAAAUAUGGCAGCUGGGGCAAAUGAAGAUGCUAGUCAUCGGGUUGAGUAUGAGGAGAAAGCACCGCUUCUUCCACUAUAGGGCUGGAAUGGAGUAUGCAUUGGUUUUGUUAGUCACAUUGGAGAUUUUGAGAAGAUAACACCAGUUUUUUUUUGUUUUAGAAAAAUCAGUAGAAUGAAGUGCUAGACAAAAGUUCAUUACUUUGGGGAAGCCCUUUCUUCAGCUCGUAGGGACGGUAUCCAUGCCCGCCUUGGUUGGUUCAGGCUCCCGUGGUCACGGACAAAAAGUAUCAGGCCCUUAAGCAAUUCAGGUUUCUGCCAGACACAAUCCUAUAAUCAUAAACUGAAUAAUAUCAAUUUUUUAAUUCAUAUCCCCACUUCUUAUACGAAGAAAUUCCUUUUUCUAUGUUUAUGAGAAUACUUUGCUAUUAGUUUUCCUAUACAUGGAUACAACUACCUUGUAAUCUCUCGUGUCAAGAAAAGCAAAAUUUUUUUUUACUGUU